UGACUGAUUAGGUUAAUAUCAUUCUUCAUAGCAAGUUAAAUUGUGGUGACAGCAAAUUAACGAUACAAGAAUAUAUGUGUUAAAUGAAAGUGUGCAAUUUACAAUUUGAUAAAAUGUCCGGAAAAAAAUACUUUUUGAAAUACCUGUGCACUUAUUUUUAUCACAUUUUGCUUUAUAUAGAUAUACAUGUAUACGCUCAUCAAGUUAUUUUCAAUCAAGGACUAGGGACAUACGAGUCCGUGACGGCUCUGGUAAAUACGAGUUAUACGCAGUGUUUAAAUCGUUUUAAAGGCUAUAUCGGACAUGCAAAUACCAUGGUGUAUAAAAGACGUUUCUCAAUGUGUUACAUGCAUUUUGUUUGCGGGACAUUUGAGUAUGAACAAGAACCUGGGUCAGUUCUUGCGCAUCGCCCUAUGAUAGAAGCAAAAGACUGUCUAGAACUUUACGAACAGGGUUGGCAUGAAGACGGCAUAUAUACAAUAAAGCCUGUCGGCGGUUCAUGUAUACAAACAUGGUGCGAUAUGACAAAUGGUGGUUGGACAGUUUUACAACGUCGCAUGGAUGGUCGAGAAAACUUCUACAGACCAUGGGAGGACUAUAUUCGAGGAUUCGGACACGCAUCGGGCGAGUAUUGGCUUGGCCUUGAAAACAUAUACGAACUUUCAAUAAUCCACAGUUCCUUAGCAAUUGAAAUGGAAGCCUUUGAAAAAGGAUUCCCGCCCAAUGCUUCCGCAACAUAUGAACAUUUUAGGAUUGACGACGAAAGUUCAAAUUUUAGAUUGCAUAUAAAUGGCUUCUCUGGGAAUUGUGGUGAUAGUUUCGCUUAUCAAAACGGAAAUAUGUUCACAACAAAAGAUAGGGAUAACGACAAAUAUGAAGAAGAUAAUUGUGCUCAAGUGUAUGAAGGGGCGUGGUGGUAUAAUGGUUGUCAUUAUAGCAAUUUAAAUGGUCGUUAUUUGUAUGGAAAUCACUCUACGUAUGCAAACGGUAUUAACUGGUAUACUUGUUGGGGUUAUCAUCAAUCAAUUCGAAAAACAGUGAUGAAGGUAAGACGAAACUAGGAUAAAGACAGAUUACAUCUGAAAAUGCUAUAGAACAUUGUCUAAUUUAAAUAACGAUAUUUAAAACUAUAGAGGGUAAAAGAAAAUGCCGUUAACAUGAAAAACGUACAUAUAAUGCCAAAUGGAUAAAGGCAGAUAAAACAGUCAAUAAUUUUAUAUCACAUCGAAGCAACAUAACCAUAAGAUAUUGAACCUAAUAAUUAUAUUACUUGUUUAAAGGAAAGUACUAGAAGAUAUAACUAUUUCAUAGACACAGAAUCUACUCUAUUGCAACAUUGCUUUUGAUGACUUUUGAAUGAAAUUGUUUGUUCAAAACAGGUGCCACUGACGGUUUAUAUUUACUGUGUAUAUAGGGUUGUGUUAAGUUAAACUUGGAAUAAACUUCUAUGUACAAGGAAAUACAAACUGCAUAAAGAAUUUCAUGCUCAUACAACAUAUGUUAUAUACUUACUGCAGUAUAUACAGAUUCCUUUGCAGAAUUGUCAGACAGAAAUUAAUUGUUAUGUUAAUAACAGAUGCAAAUACUACAUAAUGAAGACAAAUUUCAAAUGUAUGACUAGAAUGAUGAUAUAUAUGUACAUGAGCUAAAUAUAUCUUCAACUCGAUUAUAUACUAUAUAUUUAGUAUGUCAGAUAGCGUUAUGUUAUAAUCAACAUAUUUGCAAACACUAGUCAACCUGUGUCAAAUUAUUUGGAUGCAGCAUUUUGUUUUUCUCCCUAUUUAAUACUUUACGAAUAUGGAGAGGUUGAAAAUAAAUCGCAGAAUAAAAUAUUAGCAUUGGGAAAUUACCUUUUAACGACUGUUAUGUAUAUUGACCGCUGAUAGAAUUGCAAACUGAAAAAAAUACGUAACUGGCUGGUUAUUAAAAUCUGUAUUAUUUAUUUGAUGACACGUUUAAAAUUAUUGAACUGUUUCCUCAAAUAAAAUUCACCUAAAUAUGAUUUGUUUUUCAUCGGUAAGGUCUAAAGUUAAUUGCAAGGUUAUCAAAAUUUGUAUUAUUUAUUUGAUGUCACAUUUGAAAUUAUUGAACUGUUUCCUCAGAUAAAAUUCACUUAAAUAUGAUUUUUAUUUUUCAUCGGUAAGGUCUAAGGUUAAUUGCGUGAUUAUAAAACUACGAACGGUGUAUAUCCCCAGAGAAUUUUUUAUUUUAUAAAUAAAUAUGACGUUAGUUAAUGGUCAAAUAUUGCUUAGUUUGUGUUAUAUAAAUUUUAAGAUGACUUUAUUUUAACGUAUGACCAUCCUAAUCCACAACCCGUCUUUUAAGAGUAUUGAUCUAGUCUAGAACUACUGUCAAUUACAUUGAAACUUGCGGCCGUGGAUUCAAACUCCUGAAGGGUCAACUUUUUUUCUUUCUUUUCUAUCUUUAAAUAUUAUUCAUGUAUCUCUCGUGUCCCUUUUGGGAAGAACAAAGUGCUUAUUUGUUAUUAUUUAAUUAAAUAGGUAUUUAUUGGCUAAAUGAUGCUAAAUCUUAUAGCAAAUAUGGUACCUGAUAUAAUGUUUCCUGAUAUUUUCAAAGUGUAAUAAAAUAAGAACUAGGCGGUAAAAGUAAUAAAAAUCUUACAAGAUUUUCAAUAUACUUUUGUAAAAAGGAUAGGGAAAGUUUGAAAACAUGCACUCUUUGUGAUAAAUUUUAGGAUUGUUUUAAUUAGGCUGAGUAGGAAAAUAGUCAAACACGUGUAAAAUUGGGUGGGGUAGGAUAAAUUUUGAUACGUAGUUCGUAAUUUUAAGUAUAAACAAUCAUUUUGCUUAUGUGGAUUGCAAACUGAAUGGUACUAUUUGUUUCUUACUAAAAAUUAAA
Molecule: messenger RNA, 2859 nt
Organism: Ruditapes philippinarum (Manila clam)
Lineage: Eukaryota; Metazoa; Mollusca; Bivalvia; Venerida; Veneridae
Product: microfibril-associated glycoprotein 4-like
Exons: 2
Coding region: 84-1061 (325 amino acids)
Source: RefSeq, a predicted model, not a curated record